Stomoxys calcitrans (stable fly) is the source of this 600-nucleotide messenger RNA. RefSeq names its product nuclear cap-binding protein subunit 2 (gene Cbp20). Gene Ontology annotation, biological process: mRNA cis splicing, via spliceosome. The transcript has 3 exons. The coding region runs from base 88 to 552 and encodes 154 amino acids. Gene Ontology annotation, cellular component: nuclear cap binding complex. The record is from RefSeq and is a predicted model, not a curated record. Lineage: Eukaryota; Metazoa; Arthropoda; Insecta; Diptera; Muscidae. Gene Ontology annotation, molecular function: RNA cap binding.
CACUGACCAUAAACAGCAGUAGCGACAUUAUUUCAGCUAUUGUAUUAUUAUUUUUUUUAAUAAAAAGGAAUUUAAAAACAAAAGGCAAUGUCCAGUAGUUCCAUAGAUUUAAGCUCAUAUCGUGAUCAGCAUUUCAAAGGCUCACGGUCUGAACAAGAACGAUCUCUACGCGAAUCAUCCACAUUGUAUGUAGGAAACAUGUCUUUUUACACAACCGAGGAACAAAUACAUGAGCUAUUUUCAAGAUGCGGAGAAGUAAGACGCAUUGUAAUGGGAUUGGAUAAAUAUAAAAAAACUCCAUGUGGAUUUUGUUUUGUAGAAUAUUACAGUCGCAGUGAAGCAGAGAUGGCAAUGAGAUAUGUAAAUGGAACAAGAUUAGAUGAUCGUUUAAUUCGUGUGGAUUGGGAUGCUGGCUUUAUUGAAGGCCGCCAAUACGGCAGGGGCAAGACUGGUGGACAAGUGCGUGAUGAGUAUCGCACGGAUUAUGACGCCGGUAGAGGUGGCUAUGGGAAAUUAUUAUCACAAAAACUAGAAAUUGGACCCAAAUGCUGAUACCUCUUACAUUAAAGACUUAAUAAAUUUACAAAAUAUACUUUCUAA